GAGAAGAAGAAAAUACAACUUUAUAAUAUAUGCUUUGCGUCUUUAAAUACGCCAGUCUGUGUAAGUUAUUAGCUUAAUUUGUUUGAAGUUAGCUUAUGUUAACGUUAAUUUUUUUCUUUUCUUUUUUCCACAGCUCAGAUGUUGGUUCUUUUACCAAAAUCACCAAUUAUAUGUGAGAUGACCUCCCCGACCCCUGGCUGGUCGGUUCCGCCGGUCCAGGGCCUGGAACCCGGCGUGGGGAAGCAUGCGGCCGUGCUGGGGCUUUCUGUGGGGCUGGAGGGGGCGGAGAAGGAGCUGCACAAGAUGCUCAUCGACGAGAGGAUGAAGAGCGAAACCCACAAAACCAACUACCAGACCCUGAAAGCGGAGCACACCAGCCUGCAGGAUGAAUUCGUGCGGGCGCAGACAGAGCUGAAGCGGCUGCUGAGCGACCGGCAGUCUCUGCAGGAGAAGACGCAGCUGCUGCAGGCGGAGCUGAGAGGACAGCUGCUGGACAAAAGCAGGGAGCUGGAUCAGCUCCGGCUGAAGGUGAUGACUCCCGAGAGGUUGGAGCUGCUCAGAGCUCAGGUGCAGCAGGAGAUGGAGGCUCCGGUGAGGGAGAGGUUCAACAAGCUGGAGGAGGAGGCGGAGAAGUACAGGUCCGAGUACAACAAGCUGCGGUACGACUACACCUUCCUGCAGUCCCAGUGGGAGCAGCAGAGAGAGGAGCACAGCCGGGUGCUGGAGGAGAGGAGGAUCUGCUACGAGGCAGAGAUCGCCCGUCUGGAGAAGGACAGAGAGGAGCUGAUGGCUCAGCGUCGGGACUCGGACCGGCUGCAGGACGGGCAGCGAGUGGAGGCUCUGCUGAGGGAGAAAGCCCAGCUCCACCUGCGCAUGAGAGGCCUGGAGGCGGAGGUGGCGGAGCUCCGAGCCCUGAAGGAGAACUCGGGCCAGCAGGCCGAGAGCGUGCAGCGGAUCCAGACCAGGCAGCUCACGGAGUCCCAGGCGGCGGUGAAGUCACUGGAGGCGGAGCGGCAGUCGCUGCGCCUGCAGCUGGAGCGGACGGAGGGCGAACUUCACCAGAGCCUGGAACAGAGCGACCAGCUGACCGGGCGACUGCACAAAGCCGAGCGAGAGGUCAGCGCGCUGUCCUGCCAGAUGGAGAGCCUGAAGCAUUCCCACAAGCUGGAGGUGGACCGGGUCCGCCUGGAGUGUGCUCGCUCCAAGGCCGAGCUGGAGAGGGAGAGGGACACCCUGCAGGGGCAGAACGAUGGUCUGCAGACAGACGUGGAGGUGCUGAAGGCCGCCGUGAGCAGAAGCAAGGAGGUCCUCAUGGAAAAGGAGAGGGACGCCGUCAAGAGGGUGCAGUCUGCUCGGGAGGAGGAGCAGCGCAGAACGGCGGCGCUGCACGAGGAGAAGCUGGAGAUGGAGAACCGACUGUCGGCCCUGGAACAGCAGAGGGCGCUGCAGGACGCUUCAGAGCAGGCGCUGAGGGAGGAGUGGGAGGAGCGCGUGCACAGCGCCCAGCAGGGGGAGGAGUUAGCACGGAGGGAGCUGCAGAACCUCAGGAUGAAGCUGCAGCAGCAGAGUCUGCAGCUGGAGGAGCAGGAGAGACGGAGGGCGGAGCUAUCGGACCUGCAGCAGCAGACCCAGGAGCUCCUCGCCAAAGUGGGCGUGCUCUCAGACGCCGAGAGCGACCUGACGGAGGCGAACCGCAGGUUACGGGAAAGUCUGGAGCGAACCAGGGAGGAGCUGCGGGCGGCGCGGGUCCAGGCCGAGAGGAACCAGCACGACGCAGAGAGGGCGGAGGAGGACCGGCGGGUGGAGUGGCUGGAGGAGAAGCACAAGCUGCAGGAAAGAGAGGCGGGGCUGCAGCAGAAGUACUCGCAGCUCAAGGAGAAACUGCAGAGAGCCGCUGUGGCUCAGAAGAAGAGGAAACACCAGACCGAGAACCGCGAGAAGAGGCUGAGGGACAGAAUUCAGCUGCUGGAGGCCAAGCUGGAGGAGCUGGAGCUGGAAGCUGCAGCCGCUAAGAAGCGUCCGGCCCUCUCAGAGGAGCACGCUCAGCUGCACAGGCGCCUGAGGGAGCUGCAGCGCCGCCACAACGAGUUCCGGCGCCUCCUGCUGGGCAGUCAGGGUGUUUUUGGCGGCGGCCCGGCGCUGCUGACCUCCUCUGCCGCCGCCGCCCCCCUCCUGCUGUCAGAGAGGCUCCCGUCCAACGAUCCAGACGCCGACUUCUCCGUGCUGCGGCGCAGGCUGGAGAGCCUGGAGAGCGCCCAGCAGCAGCAGCUGGAGGAGCUGGGAUCUCUGGUGCAGAAGGAGGCGGAUCCUCAGCCUGACCUCUGACCUCUGAGCCAUUCUCACCAAAAGCUCAGGAAAUCUGUUUUUUUAACAGUGCAUUUCCAUUUAAAUGUAAAUUUUUUACAUAAUUUUAUUAAUUAUUCUGUGAGACUGGAAAAAAACAACCUCAGGGUUUUUGUAUUUAGUUUACAUUU
This is a messenger RNA of Oryzias latipes (Japanese medaka), 2474 nucleotides long. Lineage: Eukaryota; Metazoa; Chordata; Actinopteri; Beloniformes; Adrianichthyidae. The record is from RefSeq and is a predicted model, not a curated record.